AUGGAUAACAAUAAAGCUCAAGGGCCAGAUGGUUUCAAUGUUUUAUUCUUCAAGAAGGCUUGGAAUAUCAUUGGUGAUGAUAUCUUUGAGGCGGUUAAUGAAUUCUUUACAACUGGAAAAAUUUUAAAGCAGAUCAACCAUGCUAUUAUUGUGCUUAUUCCUAAGCAUGAUCAGGCCUCCCAGUCCAUUGGCUUCCCAGCCCAGUUCUGUACUUGGAUCAUGGAAUGCGUUUCUUCCACUUCCUUUAGUGUGGCAGUCAAUGGAUCCAUUUAUGGCCACUUCAAAGGGCAGCGAAGUCUUAGACAAGGGGAUCCUUUCUCCCCUUAUCUAGGAGAUAUCCCUUCUGUGUCAACUAUGUUUGCCAAGCUUCAGCACUUCUGUAGGGUUUCAGGGCUUUCCAUUAGCUCUGAUAAAUCUGCCAUAUACUCAACCGGUAUUAGGCCUCAUAAGCUUUCUCAUAUUCAGCAGCUUACUGGAUUUAGCUAG
Glycine soja is the source of this 486-nucleotide messenger RNA. RefSeq lists its product as uncharacterized. NCBI's taxonomy places the organism in Eukaryota, Viridiplantae, Streptophyta, Magnoliopsida, Fabales, Fabaceae. The transcript is spliced from 3 exons. Bases 1 to 486 code for a protein of 161 amino acids. The record is from RefSeq and is a predicted model, not a curated record.